AUGUCCGCGGCCGCCUACAUGGACUUCGUGGCUGCCCAGUGUCUGGUUUCCAUUUCGAACCGCGCUGCGGUGCCGGAGCAUGGGGGCGCUCCGGACGCCGAGCGACUGCGACUACCUGAGCGCGAGGUGACCAAGGAGCACGGUGACCCGGGGGACACCUGGAAGGAUUACUGCACGCUGGUCACCAUCGCCAAGAGCUUGUUGGACCUGAACAAGUACCGACCCAUCCAGACCCCCUCGGUGUGCAGCGACAGUCUGGAGAGUCCGGAUGAGGAUAUGGGAUCCGACAGCGACGUGACCACCGAAUCUGGGUCGAGUCCUUCUCACAGCCCGGAGGAGAGACAGGAUCCUGGCAGCGCGCCCAGCCCGCUCUCCCUCCUCCACCCUGGAGUGGCUGCGAAGGGGAAACACGCCUCCGAAAAGAGGCACAAGUGCCCCUACAGUGGCUGUGGGAAAGUCUAUGGAAAAUCCUCCCAUCUCAAAGCCCAUUACAGAGUGCAUACAGGUUAG
Messenger RNA from Puma concolor (puma), 510 nucleotides. NCBI's taxonomy places the organism in Eukaryota, Metazoa, Chordata, Mammalia, Carnivora, Felidae. The record is from RefSeq and is a predicted model, not a curated record.